AUGGUCUCACGAGUGCACAAGAAACAUGGUAGUAAAGAACUUCUGCAAGAUGACGAGUCACCGAUAUGCACCUUUCCCCCCGAAGUCCUAUCUGCCAUUUUCGCAGCAGGCAGGGAAAUCGAGGAAACAUCAAGCACCGAUUCCAAUCCUCUGUCUAGAGAGGCCGGUCUUUCUUUUGAACUUCUCAUGUCACAUAUCUGCUCCUACUUUCGUGACAUCGCCAUCGGAACUCCUUCUCUGUGGACGAGCAUUUUCAUCGCUCCAACAACCAAACCGGAGAAAGUUUUAACAUAUAUUGCCCGCUCGCUCGACUGCAGGCUUGAUCUACGUGUGGAUAUGUCGGGGUGGGCAUCUAGCGCGUUGGGAAGAUAUGCCAUGAUGGAGAUGAUCAACUUUGUUAGCGCACAGUCACAUCGCUGGCGACGCCUCUCGAUUGCUGCCGCAGGUGAAAGCGAAGACAACUCCAUUGUCAUGAUGCUUUGCAGCAGAAAUGCACCCGCCCUAGAGUAUCUAUCGAUCUGCGUCGACAAUGCUGAACACGUAGAUGAGGCAGUCGUCCGUAAAAAUGCUUACGAGCCUCGCAUUUUCUCUCAAGGUGCACCGAGGCUGUCGUUCGUGCGUCUUCGGGGUCUUGCGAUAUACCUAUUCCGACCACCGCUGCUGGAGCUUACAACACUCCAUCUUGACCAGACAAAAGCACUUCCCAUGCGGUUCUCCAUGUUUCGUGACAUAGUGACCCUUUCCCCAGCCUUGGCUCAUCUCUCCCUUUACGGUGACAUCAUUGGAAACGAGUCGUGGUCCGGAAGGGCCUUGAUUAGUUUACCUAAUCUCCGUUCUUUGCGGAUAUGCGGGAUCAGCGGUCGAGUGUAUGGAGGAGCGUUGCAAGCAAUUGAUGCUCCACAGUUAGAAUCCCUGGUAUUAAAGGAUUUACACGAGCACGAUCUUGACGGGUUGUGGGACGACGCUGAAGCCGUAGCGAGGUAUUGCCAUCUAAAACAUCUGACAUUUUGUGAUUUCGAAGUAUCCAACUUCGCGUACAAACGCCUUCUUCGUGCAUUCCCCGAUAUCACCGAAUUUUCCUCGUUCUACUCAUCUAUUGGCACAUCUCCGAUAUCACCAAUCCUAGCGGCGGCAAACGACGUAGAAUCUGACUUUGUGAUAGGGAGGCCAUGGCCUUUUCUGCAGACACUUGCAUUUCUCCUUGACGUUGACGAGGAUGAAGAUUGGAUAAAAAACGUAGUGACGAGACGUAAGGAGGCAGGUCGUCCACUGGUGAAGCUGCGGUUUGGCACAAAUUAUGCAGGGGUAUUCAAGAGGUGGAAAAAGAACGUGGCCCUGGAAAACACCCUUAAAAUCGAAACUUUCAGCGAUAUCGAUAAAUGGCCCGCCAACCGAAGCUACCCCGACCAAGACGAUGGAUUGUUUCCGUGA
This is a messenger RNA of Laccaria bicolor S238N-H82, 1431 nucleotides long. RefSeq lists its product as uncharacterized. The record is from RefSeq and is a predicted model, not a curated record. The coding region runs from base 1 to 1431 and encodes 476 amino acids. The transcript has a single exon. NCBI's taxonomy places the organism in Eukaryota, Fungi, Basidiomycota, Agaricomycetes, Agaricales, Hydnangiaceae.